Messenger RNA from Anopheles stephensi (Asian malaria mosquito), 2316 nucleotides. RefSeq lists its product as uncharacterized. The transcript is spliced from 2 exons. Lineage: Eukaryota; Metazoa; Arthropoda; Insecta; Diptera; Culicidae. Gene Ontology annotation, cellular component: membrane. The record is from RefSeq and is a predicted model, not a curated record. The coding region runs from base 62 to 1729 and encodes 555 amino acids.
AUCCAGAACCGACCGCACUGUGGCAGUGAUCGUAGCAGUGUGUAGAUCGUGUCCGUGCCUGAUGGAUACGACAGCGAAGAACCCGCCGACCGCUUCACGAUGGAUCAAUCCACAGCUGUUGCAGCUGAAGGUGACGCUGUUUCUCGUGUUCGGGGCAACGAGCGCACUGACACCGUACCUGACCAUACACAUGCAAAGCAUCGGACUGACAGUCGAGGAGGUAGCUUCCGUGUACUUGACGCUUCUGUUCACUUCGUGCCUUAGUCCACCGCUGACCGGAUAUUUGAUUGAUCGCUUUGGCCGCUACAAACCGGUGCUGCUGUCCAGUAUCGUGCUGAAUGCGAUAUCUCAUCACGCGAUCCACUUCAUACCGGCUCGGGUUCUAAUAAGGGAGCAAGUGGUAAAUGCGUCUCUAGCUUCAGAUGGUUCCUCAGUACUGAUGCAGGCAUCGUUUUGUCCGAGCGAUAAGUAUCUGCACACCAUCUGCCACUCCACCAGAAACGUAUCCCUGCCAACGUAUGCAGUGACCACUGAUCAAAGCUGUGGCAACUUCACCUUCCCCGAGUGUGCCCUUUCGGAGCUGUUAUCGGAGCGGCAGAUUGUAGUGGAACAAAUCGAAAUCCCGCCAUCCGAGUAUGAUGAGACGUUCUGGACGUACCUCGCCAUUCGGUUUGUGGCAGCGUCCAUGCUCGCGUCCACACUCACCAUCACCGAUCCGAUCGCACUGGACAUGGUGGAACAGCACGGUGGAGACUUUGGACGGGAGAAACUGUUCUCGAGCGUUGGUAUGGCCAUCUUCACACCACUCACCGGGCUCAUGAUCGACGCCUGCUCGAGCGGUUCCGGACCACGCGAAACUGUCUACACACCUGCCUUCUACACGUACGAUCUGCUCCUGCUCGGUUCGCUCGUCUCGGUGUCGCUUAUGCCGAUCGGUCGCAAGGUGCCGUCGGAGAGUGUGAUGAAAGAUACGGGGCGCAUCUUGCGACUUCCGCCCGUGCUUGCCUUUCUCGCCUUCCUGUUCCUGCUCGGCAACUUCUGGGGCUUUAUCGAGAGCUAUCUGUUCGUGAUCAUGAAAGCGAUGGGCUCACCGAACUAUCUGCUUGGGCUGACGUACACCGUUGGGACCGUGGCCAGCAUACCGAUGAUGUACCUGCUGGAGCGAAUCACGCAGCGCGUCGGACACGUGAACCUGCUGGUGAUUGCGUUCUUUGCCCACGCGUUACGCAUUCUUGGCUACUCGUGGAUAACGAACCCGUUCUGGUGCUUCCCGAUCGAGCUGAACGAAGCGAUCUCGUGCUACUUCAUGUGGGUCGUCGCCUCUACGUACUGUGCCGUGCUGGCGCCGAGCAGCCUGGUAGCGACGUUGAUAGGAAUUGCCGGCAUGGUACACUUCUGUCUCGGCAAAGGUGUUGGAUCGUUCGCGGGUGGAUUUCUUAUAGCACGCGUUGGGUUGAAGAUGGCGUUCCGAUACGUGGGAUAUAUAGCGCUGGUUUGUGGAGUGUUGUACAAAUUGGUACAUCUGCUCUGGCUCCACAAGUACGACGGACGGACGGAGUGUGUCCUAGUGCCAGGAAGUGCUAUAAAUGAGCUGGUGAAGCGUAGAGCCUCGAUCAUCCCAAAGGUGGAUCAGUUUGGUAGUGUCGCAUCGUUUGGUGGGCUGCCGAGCAGAAAACUGGAAAGCGCACAGGGCACAGUGGAAGAGCAGGUCCCACUUGAGAAAGGAUAAAUACCGUGAUAAAUUCUGUCUCGCAAGUUGGUACGUGAUCGUUUUCCGUUUCGAACCCUAAGCGCGCCUAAGUUACGACCGUUACAUCCAUUGCACUAAAAGGAUCUUCAAGAAUUCUAUCAAGCUUCUCCACCGGCAAGACCCGAAACCUUCAGCGGGACGAAGAAAGAAUUGCCCGUCCAAUAACUUUCCAAUGCGAGACCCAGCUUUUUGGGAGCCAAUAUGCCGUGCAGAUAAUUCAUAUCCCCAAAAAACUUGAGCAAGCCUCAAUUCGAUUGCGUCCGAGACCGAGAGCGGGAGAUAAUAACGUGAAAGGACCGAAAAGGUACAAAAAGAAAUCGACCUCCAAUCAAAUUCGCUGCCGAAAACUUCACCAUCAGAUACUUUAAACUUUAAUGAAACGAUCCUCCAAUAGCUCCGCUCUUCUCCGCCCUUUUUGCUGCAGCUCCACAACCUACCCGCAUCCCGGACGAACGGAGCGAGUGCGCCUUUCCGAUGUGGCCUGCCCCAACCGAUAGGGAAUCGAAACGACCGCAGACCACAUGCUGAUUUUCGUUAUUAAUAAAGUUUCCAAUCGUUAUUCUUUG